UAUUUACAGGUGGUUUUCUCGCUGGCAUAAAGCCAAGGUUGUGUUUCUACUUUCGGUUUAAUGAGAUCGUAGUUGUUGACAAGGACGUCCAGAUAUUGCUGUGGAGAUUUUCACAUCUUUGAUAUCCUGUGUGUCCACUCACGAUGACCGCUACCUACCCAUGUCCGGGCAUCAGAGUGGUCAGAGGUCCCGACUGGGCCGGGAGAGAUCUAGAUGGCGGCGAAGGUCACGUGGGAACGGUUGUGAAGAUAGAAGAUUCUGAUUGGCAAAAGGCAAAGUGUCUGUUGGUCUGGGACAGUGGCCGAGAGAUCCAGUACCGGGCAGGAUAUGAUGGCAAGUUCGAGCUGUUGGUGUUUGACUCAGGUCCUACAGGAGACCAACAGAAAGGCGUCAUGUGUGAUGGAUGUGGAGAAGUUAACUUUUCAGGGAUGAUAUGGACGUGCUCGACAUGCACGGACUUCGACUUGUGCACCCUGUGUUACAACACAGAACGCCACGACACAGACCACGCCUUCCUCCGCUGUCUCACCAACAACUCACCACUGGUGCGCGUGCCGCCUCGUUCUGGCGCUCAACGAAUAGCUGCUAUUGGUCUAUUCAAGAAUGCAAAGGUCAUUCGUGGACCGCACUGGAAAUAUGGAGAUCAAGACGGUGGAGAAGGAACCACCGGGGACGUCGUACAGCUCGGGGCGUUGUCGGGAGGGUACAGUCGGGGGGCUGUCAAAGUGAGGUGGAGGGGUGGACAGGACAGUCUGAAGGGAUACCGUAUAGGAGCCCAGGGCAAGGUAGACGUCAUCACAGUGGACGAGACUCAAGGCUGGAGGUACUACAAGGACCAUCUCCCGCUGCUGGAUGUUGUGAAUCCCACUGAAGUUCGCCUGAAGGUUGGGGACAAAGUGAAAGUAGAGGUGGACGCAGAUAUAUUUGAACGCACGCACAGGGACUUGACUGGUUAUCGUGACAGCAUGGCACAGUGUUUGGUAGAGGUUGGUACUCUCAUCGGUCUUCCCUCUCCAGACGGACGCAUCAUUGUUGCACAUGUACAGUACCCGGAUGCUGAGAAGCACCAUCUGGCGAAGAAGACUUUGACAAGGCUUCACACGUUUGCUGUCGGGGACGUUGUGAAGAUUACCAACAACUACAACGCUGCCGUGGAUCUCCAGAACGGACAUGGCGGAUGGAAUGACAAAAUGGAAAAUUGUCUCGGAAAGACCGGCCAGGUCGUUGAGAUCGACAAGGACGGGGAUCUGAGGGUGGCCUUUGGGCCAGUCAAGUGGUUCUUCAGUCCCGUCAGCUGUGAUCCUCAGGACGGAGUGGCCUUGUCAGGUUCCGGCAUCUCUUUUGGGGCUAAUAAAAGCACCAGUUCAGACUCCUCUACAUCUGAUGUCGAUGGUACUCAUAAAUCUGAAUCAGCAGACAUAGCCGAAGGUGUGGCUCAGGUUCGGUUCGGCCCUCUGAAGCCUGGAGCGAGUGCUCUGUUCAAGCCCAACGCAUCAUCCAGCAGCACCAUAACAGCCCGAGGCCUCGUCAUCGCUGUCAGCAACGGCGACACGGAAACAGUGAAAAACAUUGUCAAGUCUAUUGGUGACAAGGUGAACGAAUCAGUGGAUGGCCUGACGGCAUUGCAGACGGGGUGUUACAAAGGUCAUGCUGACAUAGUCAAGCUUCUGAUCGGUGCUAAGGCUGAUCUGAACAAAGCCGACGAUGAAGGAGACACACCUCUGCACUAUGCUGUGUCAGGAGAGCAGCCCAUUGUGGUCGGGAUACUGCUGGACGCCAAGGCACGGGGCAACACGAAGAACAACAAGGGACUGACACCAUUACAUCUGGCAGUGGCCAAGAAGGACCCCAGCACCUGGUGUCUGAAGGCACUCAUACAGUACAAGUGUGAUCCCAACACACAGGAUGAAGAGGGAGAUACGCCCCUUCAUGAUGCACUCAGAACCCAUAACCAGCAUCUUCUUGAUCCCUUCCUGGAGUGUGCCCAGCUGAAUCUGAGACUCGCCAAUUCUAAAGGCAGCAACCCUUUCCAUGAAGCAUGUGUGUUGCUCUCUGGGGCAACAGAAUUUCCACAAGCACUGAUAAAGAGAGAUCCGAAGAUCGUCAACGUCCCCAUGAACAACGCCCUCACCCCGAUACACAUAGCAGCAUUCCGGAGUUUUGUGGCCCUGGCAGGUGUCCUGGUGAAGGCUGGCUGCAAUGUCAAUGAUCGGGACGACAACGGCAAGACAGCUCUUCAUAUGGCUGUACAAAGAUGUAAUCUUCAGAUUGUGCAACUGCUCCUUGAAUCUGGGGCGGAGAUCAACGUCCAAGACCAGGAAGGAAAUUCUCCUCUACACGCCACCCACAUGGACAGCACGCUGCCCGGAGCUGAAGGUCCAAAAGACGCGGAUUUGGCCCUGGAAAUCCGAUGUCAUCUUGUAGAACGAGGAGGGGGACAUCAGAUUGACGAACAAAGCCGGGAAGACACCUCUAGAUUUCGUGAAGAACAAGGAAGUGCGAGUAAUGUUGGAGAGAAUUUCAAAGCGACCCUUGCCCUCGUCAGUGAGCCAAUCAAAGCGUCUACCAGCACACUGGGAAGCCAUGGGACAGGAUGGGUUCAUGAAGGUGGAGCUGAGUGAGUCCAACCCCCUGAAGGCCUUUGAAUACAGACAUGUUGAAUCAAA
Haliotis rubra (blacklip abalone) is the source of this 2666-nucleotide messenger RNA. RefSeq names its product E3 ubiquitin-protein ligase mind-bomb-like. Bases 144 to 2621 code for a protein of 825 amino acids. The transcript has 18 exons. Gene Ontology annotation, biological process: protein ubiquitination. Gene Ontology annotation, molecular function: protein binding; ubiquitin-protein transferase activity; zinc ion binding. The record is from RefSeq and is a predicted model, not a curated record. NCBI's taxonomy places the organism in Eukaryota, Metazoa, Mollusca, Gastropoda, Lepetellida, Haliotidae. Gene Ontology annotation, cellular component: cytoplasm.